Molecule: messenger RNA, 7882 nt
Organism: Dunckerocampus dactyliophorus (ringed pipefish)
Lineage: Eukaryota; Metazoa; Chordata; Actinopteri; Syngnathiformes; Syngnathidae
Gene: tmem276b
Product: transmembrane protein 276b
Exons: 5
Coding region: 378-1256 (292 amino acids)
Cellular component (GO): membrane
Source: RefSeq, a predicted model, not a curated record
AGUUUUCUUGUUAAAUUCUAUUUUUAGGAUGUGACCGCACUUUGGACAGAGCUGUUCUACACCGUGACUCCGAAUCUAUCAUCUUAGCAUUCAUUAGUGCAGCCUGGAGGAGAGAAAGGAGUACUACAUCUCCGUGGCCCAGCCUCCUCACAGCGCUGGUCGCCAUCCAUCCCCUCCUCCUGGACCACAACAGAUGGUGGCAACAACAUUGCAUCCAGCGCGGAGCACAACAACAGACCGCAGCAUCCUGUCCGUACAAGGCGGGCCUCUCCUCCGCAAUGUUCCAGGGCAGCACAGUGUGAGCCUGUGACUUGACGCACCCACGGCCACCGGGGAGGGAAGCUUCUCUUCUCGCCUGUCUCCAUCGAGCGGGGAAGAUGGCCGCUAUGAAAAUGUUAACCAGCGGAGGUCUCUUCCUGGCGUUCUGUGCGCUGGGGCUGCUCGCCAUGGCGAUCUGCACCGACAACUGGUACGAGACGGACGCCAGGAGACACCGAGAGAGGUGUAAAAACUACGCCAACAAACGAAACGACCCGGGAUACAUAUACAUCUCCAACCACAACCUCCCCCUCCAGAUGCCUCCUAAGAAGAACGCGGAGGCUGGGCCUCUCUUCAGGGCGAAGCGGCACUUUGUGGCCGCAGCCUCCGCGAUGGAGUCUCACUGCAGUCGGCAGUUUAACUCCACCGUGUCCGGCCUUUGGAGGAAGUGUCAUCGGGAGGGAUUCGACCUUGAGACGGAGGACCUUAUUUACAAAGGGAUUAUUCAAAGAUGCAUCCCAGUAAAGUACCACUACACUUCCUCCAUCCUUCCACGAAACUUACCUGUUAACAUCACAAAGACCAUACGACAGGAUGAGUGGCAUGCGCUUCAUCUAAGAAGAAUGACGGCUGGCUUCGUGGGUAUGGCCGUAUCCAUCAUUCUUUUUGGCUGGAUCAUUGGAGUGCUGGGGUGCUGCCAGCAGCAUGACCUCAUGCAAUAUGUAGCUGGGCUACUCUUUCUAAUGGGAGGAACAUGCUGCAUCAUCUCUUUAUGCACAUGUGUGGCCGGAAUCAACUUUGAGCUAUCCCGCUACCCUCGCUACAUGUACGGCCUCCCCGAGGACAUCAGCCAUGGCUAUGGCUGGUCCAUGUUUUGUGCCUGGGGUGGCCUCGGCCUUACGUUGCUGGCCGGCUUCCUCUGCACCUUGGCCCCCUCCUUGAGCACGCCGGCUCGCACGACAAUCCACAAGCCCAGACAAGAGAAUGGAACCGUGUGACAGGACCCUGCGACUAACACACAGAGCGCACAAAUAACACAAACUACACUUUUCAAAACCUUGAUGUGUUUAACUCGGAAACUUUUUUUUGGUCUUAUCUCCGCCUCACCCCACCCUCGACAUUCAUUGCCGGCCCUCUCAGUGUUCAUUGUGCCUGAGUCGUGAUAGCACACAGUUUGGAGCAAAGAACCAAGAGACUUCACACACACGUUUUUGGACCUGCGAGGGCACCGACCGUACGUCUAACAGGCCAAUGGCUUCCAAUAGCACAAAUGUUUGGUGUUUUCGUCUUUGACUUGCUGACUGAAAGUGACUGUUUUACAAUGGUGCUCUCCUAAAUCCAUUUGCUAAAGGCACACGCUCAUGACUCAUGAGAGAAAUUCUACAAACAGAGCAAAUGAGGCAGAAACAUGGUGUCAGCCUUGCUCCUUUCAGUAGAGUGAUGUGGUUUUUUGCAGUGGGGGAAAAAAAUAACAUUAUGGCAAUGAGUGACCAUUGUUUACUGUCGGUGUAGCACAUUCAUUGAUACUUACAGUAAGAUCGGCGCUGGCAACAGUCGAUAUUUGCGUUCUCUGCUGGGUGAAUCCAGCGCUGUAGGCAGCACAGUAAAAUACACAAAUUUGCACCUGAAAGCAAAUGAUUGGAUUAUCUCCUGAAGUGUUGUAAAUGUACAAACGUGUGUACGUGUAGAUCAUGCUUCAUUUGACUUUGAAUAAGGCUGUUUGUAUCCGUUUGCGUUGGGGCAUCGGUGCCUGACAGUGCGGAGGAGGUGCAGUCUCAGCAGGAUCGUCUUCAAGUUUUGUGCUUGGAGGAUGAAUCCACUGUAGGAUUUAGCAACAUGAUGGACAUUUCAAGUGUUUUUGUUUUGUUUUUUGGGUAAAGAAAGCUGAUGUGUGACUUGCAGCUCUUCACUACAAAAAGUGGAACUCUAAGGUAGAUUCUACAUAUAAGUUGAGGUCAAAAGUGCUUCUUAUUUCGCCAAAAACACCAGUCAGUUUAAUCUUAGACCAUACAUAAUAUAUAUACUAAAAUAUGAGGCAUAUUACUCCCAAUUUUUUGUAUUUUAUUUUAAGUAGUACAGUGGAUCCCGGCAUACAGUAGUCCCUCGCCACCGCACGCUUCGAAUGUUGCGGCUUCACUCUAUCACGGGUUUUCGAAAAUGUUGUUUCAUGGUUGAAUGCGGUCAACAAAUAUGUUUAUUUUAAAACAUUUGACCUUUUGUGCCCAAAUGAAGCGUUUUCAAGCAUAAACAUGGCUAAAUGAAGUAAAAUACAAAUAUAAGGCAUUCAGAAGAUGCGUACAAAGAUGUGAUGAUAUGUAGUACUCUACACUGGACACUAGGUCUUAGUAAUAUUGCAUUAAAAUGUAAGUAAAAAUAGUAAAAACGGAACAAGGAACUCUCCUAAUGCUAACGUGUGGGUCCAUAUUACAUCUUAUAUACAUCUUUUGCGUGUUAUUUUCUGUUAUGUCUCCUAUAUUGUUUACAAAAUUGGGUAAUUAGGUAGUAUAGGGGUGUUAUUUCAUGUCUAGACGGCUCUAAUAAUGUUAAAAGCGGAUUUAGAAGGCCGUAAACAGGUUUUCUAUGCUCUACGAAAAUAUUAGAUUUUUAAGGAAUCCUACUUUGCUGAAAUUCACUUAUCACGAUCAGGUCUGGAACCAAUUUAACACCAUAAAUGAGGGAUUACUGCAGCGCUUCUCAAAUAGUGAGGCGUGCACCCCUGGGGCGUAGCAGUGAACUGUCAUUGGGGGCGUGAGAGGCAGGGAGGACUUUCAAUAUUAGUGCGGACCUGCCAACCUGUAUGAGUUUGUCAUACUCAGCAUGCAAUUUCACUCUUCAAUACGCGUGUGCGCUUCACGGCAUCUUGCUGGUUUCAGUUUCGAGUCAGUCUCUACAGCACCGAUAGAUAAUUAGAGAUGAUCAGUUUCUCAAUAGUAUUUCAGCCUAUUAUUACAGCCUAUUAUUAGUGAAAAUAUGUGUGUUUCAGCAAAUUUUACUUUUUUUUUGCUUAAAUGAAGCAUUUUCAAGCAUAAAAAUGGCUAAAUGAAGUAACAUGCAAAAAUAUAAGGCAUUCAGAGGACACGUUCCAAGACGUGAUGAUAUGCAGUGUUCUGCGCUGGACCCUAGGUGUCAGUAAUGUUACAUUAAAAUGGAAGUAAAAAUGGAACAACAACAAGGAAUUCUCCCUAUGUUAACGUGCGAGUCUAUAUUAUGUCUUACUUGUGUCUUAUGUGUGUUAUUUUCUGUUAUUAUGUCUACUAUAUUGGGUAAUUGGGUAGUAUAGGGGUGUUAUUUCAUGUCUAGAGGGCACUAAUAAUGUUAAUUUAGAAGGUUGUAAACAGGUUUUAUAUGCUCUAACUACAAAAAUGCUGAAUUUGUAAAUAAGGAAUCCUACCUAGCCGAAAUUCACUUAUCACGGUCGGGACUGGAACCAAUUAACCCCCAUAAACGAGGGAUUACUGUAUUGCAGCGGAUCCCGCAUAUAAAAAAAAUAUAUAUAUUUUUAUUUUCUGAGUGUUGGCCAUUUUUUUUUCUCCACAGAAAGCACAUCUCAUUUGCAAUAAAGUGUACAGCAGACAUGUACCGCUGCAUCACUGAUAAUGUUUUUUUUGUCAAGCGUUGACAUUUCGCACUUUGUUCUUGAACGCACCAUAGUUUUUGUUGUUGUUUUUGGUGAAUUUAUGUAUGUAAAUUAAGCAAUAACUUAGGGUGAUGAUCACUGAAUGAAAUUAAAUAAUAUUUAACGUAAUUGCUCUGACAUAUAAGUAUGCCGGGUAACAAAAAAGCUCCUUUUUAGAUAUAAAAUCUUGCUUAUAUUUCCACUUUUUGUCAUGUUGCCAGUGCCAUUUUUUUUUUUUUUGCUGACAGCUUAAUAGUAACAUGACAAGAGACAAACGACUGCAGAUGUGUUGUUUACAUCGAUGACUGGACUUUCUGAGGCAAAGAAAAAAAAAACAUUGUGAAAAGAGUGUUAUCAAGGCCGAGGUGUGGCUCAGACAGAGCCAAAAAAACCUUUUUUUUUUCACACUAUGAGCGUGCAUUGUCGCAUGGGUAGUGAGUCAUCAGAUGCAACUAUCGGCUGGAUGUUGCAGCGUUUCAUACGUAAGUGAUUCAGUUGUUGGGAAAAUGUCACUCUAACGUGAGGAAAAACAUACAAGUGUUUGCUCUUUUCAUCCAAAUAUGAAAAGCUAUUGAUUUCUGAAUAUGCGAGUUGCAUAUUUGAUUUUUUUUUGUACAAGACUGUUUUUAAAAAUACAGUGGAUUCCCGCAUAUUCGCCAUUCAGGAUUCAUUUCUUAACGCUUAACUCUUCCCCACCACUGUAAGUCUGUCAUAAUGAAUAACGAUGUUCAUGACACCACAGGUCAAAUGUACAGUAGUAUUAGAAAGCACACGGUUUUUACAUGUUUAUGUCUUUAGGCGUCAGUGACCAUGUUUUUCCCGUCAAGCGAUGAGAUUUCCCACUUUGUUCGGCGGUCCUCGAAUGCACCACAGUUGUGUGCCGAGCCGGAAAAGUGAAACUUGUACAUAGCUUUCUGAGACUUAAAAAACAACAACAACCAAUCAACCAAAUAGAAGACAAACUGCCGCAUUAUUGAUGAGUAUCUAUACAUUUUAUACUUUAAAUGCGUACUUGUGUCGUACUUUUCUACUUUCAAGGUUCUCAAAGCACUUUGACACUGUUACCACGUUUACCUACUCAACUAGGGGUUCAGAAUCUUGCCCGAGGACGCUUCGACAUGGAGGAUCGAACCAGCAGCGUUCAGGUUAAACCUGAUUUCUGUCGCAAGUGAUUGAUCGGAAGUCAAAAAUAGUCGGAAUUACAAUUACUGGCAGGAACACGAAUAGCGGGGAUCUACUGUAUACCGCACAGUGUACUGUAUGUCAGAAGGGAUACUACCAGGAUUGCAUAGCACCAAGCAGGGUAUGUACUUGAACCACGAAGACACAAAUGAGCUGAUUUUGUGCUGGCCAGACGUGAUUUUUAUUUUUUUACCUGGCCACCACGACAGUUCACCGUUUCAGUUUUGUCCAAGUUAUGAUAGCACAUUGUGGUCCCGUGUGAUGAAGUUGUUUCAAAUUGCCGGAGAUGAGCCAUCAUGACGUGGUGUUAUCAGCUGUGUCAGUUAUUUAUUUUUUACUUUUUUAGAAAAAAAACAAAACAACUGUUAUGUUGUGCGUUGACAACGCUGUGUGCGUUGUUCAGUCCUUUUCACGUUAAACCUGAAGUGAAGCAUGACUGGCAAGUGUAGCAGCGUUGGAUGCUAGCACAUUGCAGGAGGAGUUGGACAAGGUCACAUUUGUCAGCAUGGAACACACACUUUCUUGUGUCUUUUGCAAAGAGUUGGGGUUCAUGCCACAUUGUGUGUUUAGGAAGAGUCUGUCCAAGCUUUUAUUGUGAAAAUAUGCCAGUAACAAGCAGGGAGGUGAAUGUAAGAACUGGGUGACACUCUCCAACCCACGGAACAUGUUUUGCUUUUACGAAGUUCACCACCCAAACUCAUGCAGCAACACAAGUAUUACUGUAAGGAGUGGUGAGUGUGGACGUGUAGACAUAACAAGCAAUACUGCACACAUGUGAUGUUUUUGUGUACUUUGGUGCAGUGGCUGACAGGAGAGUGCGGGGGCAAAAACGCAGAAAUGAUCCAAAGCGAAAAACACGCACAACACCCUCAAUUCUGCAGUCACAUAAAUGUUGCAAAAUCCCAAACAAAUGCAGUUCACGGAACAAAGUGAAAGUUAGCCAGGCUACCAUGGGCGCCAGACCUGAGGGAUAUCCAGUUAUUGGUUCCGCAAAGUAGGACUCCUUAUUUAUUAAUGGAAUAUUUUUGUAGUUACAGCAUAAAAAUACUAUUUACAACCUUCUAAAUACAUUUUUUUUUAACAUAUUAGAGCCUUCUAGAUAUCAAAUAACACCCCUAUAGUCACCUUUACACUGCUAUUACCCAAUAUAAUAGGCAUAAUAACACAAAAUAAGCCAUUUAACACAAAUAAGAUUCAUACUCGUGUGUAUUGCUGUAAAUAUGUUAUCAGACUUGCGUUCCAGCUUGACGUUCGUUACGGCCGCGCAGCCCGCGUUAAGCCUAGGUCACAACCGCAUGUACGAUUUUUUGGGCCAUGCGAUUUGUGGCGUUCCCCAAAUUGCUGCGUUUUUCUUUGGGGUUUUUUCGUCAUUGAGAACAUAGUUGUGGUGACCAUGAAGGAGUAAGAUCACCACGCACCCAACGUGCAACCUGUAAGUCCGACGUGCGUACCGCGAACAAAAUCUGAAGCUGCUCAGACGUACGGCUGUCGCUACUUACAGUGAUAUACUGGGGGAUCUUUUCCUUAAUGACGCUUAUCAAAAGAGUUCGCCAGCAGGUAGAUCGCUUUUAUUCACCAGCCGAGGCCUCUUGCAGCACAUGCACAGAUGCACCACAGGCGUACACGUCAUAUUCGGCCACGUAAAUAACAACAUACAUUGCAACAGGAAUGAAAGUAUUAUAUAAAUAUAUAUCGAUAGAGACGUAGCAAACAGAGGAAAAAACACAACCAUUCAUUGAUAAAUACAAAUACAGACGCAAUAAACCUUGAAAACAAAGCCGUAGGGACGAAGACGUGCAAAGUGCGUGAGUUUGAACCUCUGCGGCCGGCCUGUGGCCAGUCUACGGCCCGAAAAUCAGCCUGUCACAGGCGCGCCUCUUUCUCGCGUUUUUUUGCACGUAGACCCGCCGUAGGAGCCCGUGCGACCGGUUGUGACCUCGGCUUUUAGGGAUUAUUGUGCCUGUUGUGAGAUCAUUCAAACCUGCAAUAAAAGCCUGCUGUUCCGGCGAUCUAGUCUGAUCAUAGUAACAGUGUAGAAUGCUACAUAUCAUCAUAACGUCUUUGAAUGCGUCUUCUGAAUGCCUUAUAUUUGUGUUUUAGUUCAUAUAGCCAUUUUUAUGGGUUUUGCAUCACCUUUACUUGAAUAUGCAUAUUUUUGGACAAAUAAAAGGCCGUGCUCAUGCAUUUUUGGAAAAACUGCAGUAGAGUGAAGCUGCAAAAUUCAAAGCGAGUAUGUGAUUGUAGCAUUUUUCCUUGUGUUUGUUUUUGGUGUUGGAUCAUUUUCGUGUUUCUGCGUGUUUGCCGGCGUCGGCCAGCGUACUUUUGAGGUAACAAUCUGACCUUUUCAUAGCCGAUGUGCCGCAAGUCCACAUUAGCGGGACAUUAUUAAGCACAAAUGCAAAAAUGCAUUUCAAGUAACACAACAACACAACUUCUGGUUUCGUAAAACUUUAUUAUCAAUACAUUUCAUUACCAAAACAGGCACUCAGCUGCAAGCUUAAAAAAUGCUGUAGAGAAAGGAUUUGUGUCUAAAAAUGUGCUAUACAGUAUAUAUACAGUAUAUCUCCUCGAAAAAGUUCAACUUCCUGUGUUUUGAUGAGAAAUGUGUUGUGAGAAAAGGCCACCGUGAAGUGGCGCUCGUUUCAGUAGCACAGCUAUGAUUUUCUACAUUUCUACCAGUUCAAUCCACUGCAUGUGUUUUGUGUGGGGAUUGAAAACACAUGGCGACAUGACAUGCAUGUUCUCAUUGCCUUUUAUUUCAGUAUUCAAAGCUGUCAAAUUUUCAGAUUAUUUUAACAAAAAUAAAAAACGUGAGUGGCUGAUGAA